CGUGGCGUAGUGAACUUUGAACUAUCCUACUGAACUUGACGGUUGAAUUACGAUGGCUUCAACCGUGCUUAUGCCCAGCGGCAGCAAUGUCUCUGUCAAAGUCCACCCCGUAGUUCUAUUUGCAAUUUGCGAUGCCUAUACCCGCCGGAAGGAGCACCAGGACCGUGUGAUCGGCACACUGCUUGGCGUAGUUGUGGACAAUGUGAUCGAGGUUAAGAACUGCUACGUGGUGCCGCACAAUGAGAGCUCGGAGCAAGUCAUGGUGGACGUUGUACACCAUAAGACAAUGUUUGACUUGCACCAAAAGGUGGCGCCGCACGAGGCCAUCGUCGGCUGGUUUGCCACGGGGUCGGAGCUCUACAACAGCGAUGCGCUGAUCCAGGAGUUUUACAGCAAGGAGUCGACGCAUCCCGUGCACAUGGUUGUCGAUACCACGCUUAAAGACGACAAGUUCAGCGUCCAGGCGUACACGUCUCGCACGCUAGCGUUGGGCGAGAAGGCGCUGGCCACGGAGUUUGUGGAGAUCCCCUGCGACACCAUCUACGGCGACAUUGAGCGCGUUGGAACCGAGCUGAUGCUGACGGGCUUCAACGACCCCAGCCCGGAGGCCAAGAAGGACACCGCCAACAAGUCAUUCAGCGAGGAGUCGGAGACGCUGGGGGCCUCCAUGGGGCGGCUCGCGGAGCUGGUGGCGCGGGCGGCGGAGUACGUGGACAGCGUCGUGUCCGGCAAGGUGGCUGGCGACCCCGCCAUCGGUCGCUACCUGGCCGACACGCUGGCGCUGGUGCCGCACCUGGCUCGGCCCGACUUCGAGCGCCUCUUCAACGAGAGCGUGCAGGACGCCAUGACGGCGACCUACCUGUCCGACCUGCUGCGGGCCCACGUGGCCCUGGCGGAGCGCCUGGGUACGGCAGCUUGCCUUUUACAAUCAGCGCAUGCAGAUGGAGGGAGAAGCAAUGGUUCUGACUCUUCCACUGGUAGUGGCUUGCUGACGUGCGGCUGGCGGGCUGGGAUACUGGGGUUACUGAGAGGUCAUGUGUUUUCUCUCAGGGUGGGUUGUUGGGCUCUUGGAGGGAUUGGGAGACUGUUGCUGCCGUACUGCUCGAGGUUGACGACUGGAUGUCCGACGUCCGUGUCAGUGGAGUGCAGGACUGCAGGCACGUGGAGGAGGGUGAUUGCGGUGCUUGCGGUUGUCCGGUGUCGGAGCUUAAUAGUUGCAGAGGGUUCGUUACAAAAGGGCCAAGAGUUCUGUCGAGGGAUUGUACGGCAGAGGGUGAGGGGGCCGGAGGGAAAUGAGGGUGCAGGGAUGCAGGAUGUGAUGGUCAUGAACAUGCCACCUGCCUGUGCUAAUGCCCAAUGCUUCCGUUGCAUGAUGUCUUUGCUCCCGCUCUUCUUCGGUCAGUUGUGCCGAGGGGAGAAGGCAAAGGAAGGGGGCGAGCCCUCCUUUUCGUACGUGCGGUUGCUGGGACGCUUGGCUGCCGGCUGACGGAUGAUGGGGUGGCUGCCUAGUCACAUGCGCAACAUGCGUUUGCAACCAACCAUGCGCCUCCAGUUGCGUAGGUUGUUUUCAGUGGCAUUGCGUCAAAAAGCACCGUUGUUUUGGGUGGUGCUAUAUCAGGCAAUGGGUUACUUGGCUAAUAGGUGGAGACAUGGAUGGAUGAUUGACGAAUAUGGGCAAACAUGCAUACAGACUAGCGAGCUGUAGCGGCCGCACUUUGGUCUUCCUGGUCUUCUUGUUGUUAUCAAGAAGUGACGUCACAUGGGCUUAUUUCCGCACUUACGGGGCCGCGGGCAAGUCGGCUCUCACCUGUCUGCGGUUGAGGCAUGCGAUCUGGCAGUGGAGGGGACCGAUGACUGUACUACGCCCACAUACUAGGCUAUAUUGGGGUGUCUGAUAAUGUCUUGACAUUCGGAUUUCGUCGGGGGACGGCUUCUAGCAAAGGAGUGUGCCGGAGGCGUCGUUCUAACCAAAAAACGUAGUCUGCAUGGGGGUAAAGCAAGGGGCUGGCAGGGGCAGACUAUAUCCGGGGCGUUAUGUUGUCAGUCGACAUGGGCAAAGUCCCCUGUCACGUGUGUAAGGAGUAAUUUAUUUUCCCGCCGCUUCUCAAGCGACCUUUGGUGGCAUUGGUUCAGCUGGUCUUAUGGUGAGAAGUGCCGUACGUCUUCAGCUC
This is a messenger RNA of Astrephomene gubernaculifera, 2171 nucleotides long. The record is from the annotation of a GenBank genome assembly. NCBI's taxonomy places the organism in Eukaryota, Viridiplantae, Chlorophyta, Chlorophyceae, Chlamydomonadales, Astrephomenaceae.